UGGGCGUGGUAUGGCGAGAGAGGUCUCCAGUCCAGAACGAAGCACAGGAUCGUGGAUCAGAAGCAAUCUACAAUGUCUAAAACAUUUAGAAAGAGGAAAAUGCCAAAAUCAAAACUAAACCCACAAACAGCAGAUGUCAUAAAGGAUUUGAGAAGAGAGGGUGAAUGUGGAUCAGACCCUUCAAAGAAUGAGGAAACAGGCUCCUUGAAAACAAAGAGAACACACGUCAAAAAAAAGUACCAUGAUCUCCAGCCUGUGGUCUUGAGACCUACUGAGGAUUCAGGCCAUGGGUCACCUUGCAGACCAGCCAUCACUUCCGGUCUAGUCAAUGGUGUGGAAGCCCAACAUACGAGUUCAUGUGACCACACGAGUUCUUGUGGAAUAGUGGGGAAAGUGCAUGAAUCUAGUUCCGAGUUAAAAAGGAAACAAAAUAUGGAAGAUGUCAACCAGCACUCCUUAAAAAAAUACAUUGAAGAAGUGAAGCAGGCAGUACCUGUCAUAGUUCCUGUUGCUCAGAGGAAUCAGAAAACUGACGGCACACAGGAGCACAAAUCACCUCCGUGCACCAAAAAAGAGACACCUGUUUAUGCACCAGGAAGUCAGGAGGAAAAAUGGCAACUUCAGAUUUUGGCGAAGGGUCGAGUGACCUGUCCCAAAUGUAAGAGUGUUGGAAGAAAAACUGUGGAUGGUUUGAAGAAACAUCUGGAAACCUGCAAACUGAAUCCCUUUACGUGCCCACACUGUGGGAAACAAUUGAAAACUUCAACUGGAAUGAAGUACCACCUCAUGGCCGACCACAGUAACCUGCCUCUUCCAGAUACUGGGAAUGACGUCGCUGACCAGGCUGUAAAAGAGAAGCUUAGGAAAGUUCUGAAAAGGAUGGGCAAAUUGAAAUGUUCAAAAGAGGGUUGCACAGGAAGCUUCACCAGUAUAAUGGGUUAUGUGUACCACAUGAAGAAAUGUGGCAAAGAGGAAUCAGAGCUGGAGAAGCUCGUAAUGAACUGUAAACAUUGUGGAAAAGCGUAUCGAUCCCGGACUGGUCUGGAGUACCACAUCAAAAAUGAGCACAGUACAACGCCCCAAGAAAGUGAAGAAGAGGAGGUGAAGACCCGGAAAGAGCCCGUCUCAGAGCGCACACAGAGCGGGCGGGUGAAACGGUUGUCGGCGCAGGUGGCCGUGUUCCACCUGAGGGAGAUCGCCAGCGAGGAGCUGGUGAAGGAGUGGCCCAAGAGAAAAGUGCAGCGCGACCUGGUUCCAGACGACAGGAAGCUCAAGUAUUCUCGUCCUGGGUUGCCUGCUUUUAGUCAGGAUACUCUGCGCAAGUGGAAGAAUGAGGUCAAACUUCAUAAGAAAGUGCAGUGUCCAAAUAAGGGAUGUGGUUGCUUCUACACAAGCGUAUCUGGACUAAAAUCUCAUCUUGGGCUAUGUACUUUGGGGGGAUUUGAAACUGGAAAGUAUAAAUGCUUGAUAUGUAAGAAAGAGUUCUACUCUGAAAGUGGAGUGAAGUACCACAUCAAGUCCAUUCAUUCUCAGGACUGGUUUGUUAUAAGGUCUAAAGCUAAGAGUUCCAAAUUUGAUAAACUGCACAAGACGCAGCCCAAUGAAGAUUCCACGAGUCCUUCUGAUGUUCCCACGCCAAACCCAGCCGUCGGUUUUCCCCAGGCGCUCGACGCAUGGCAGCAUAGACAGACACCUGUGGCGGCCACGUCCAGUGGAACAACAAAUCCAGGACGAGAUGGUAGGAAGGGGAAAGAGGGCAGGCAGGAUAAAGACUGCUCUGAGUUCAGUGGCAGUGAUACCUCCAGCAGUGAGACAGAGGCAGAGGGUCCGGUGGGCCACAGACAUGACGACUGGGAUUUCAGCGGACCGCUCACAAAGCCUGUGUCCAACCAGCGACCUAGAAGUAAUCCAUAAACACAUCAUGCUCUUUUUCUGAACAUUACAUCAUCUCAUAUUCACCUCCAAAGCUGAAACAGAAGUAUUGGUGCUACUAGGAAGACUGAUUAUAAACAUUUAUGGAGUUUUUUUGGAGUUUUGUUCUCUCAAAGGCUACAUACUGUAACAAUGCAAACAUUAACAUGACAUGUGACAGAGUAAUGAAACAUGUAAAUAAAGGUAUUUAUUACCUGAUGCUGUAUAUUUAGUGUUUAGAGCAUGGAUUACUGGAAACUCCAGGUUUUACCGCCGCUUUUUGUUGCAAUGUCACAGGAUUUAUUUACACUGUUGCAUGUAAUGAUUUUCAUUUAUGCUGCUGUGAUUUGUGUGAUAUUACUGAGAAAGUGAUGGCAUUUAUAUUGUAGCAAUGUUCAUUGAGUGCUGCAUUACAAACAAUAAAUUUAACAUAC
Molecule: messenger RNA, 2345 nt
Organism: Triplophysa rosa
Lineage: Eukaryota; Metazoa; Chordata; Actinopteri; Cypriniformes; Nemacheilidae
Gene: znf512
Product: zinc finger protein 512
Exons: 16
Coding region: 73-1914 (613 amino acids)
Molecular function (GO): zinc ion binding
Source: RefSeq, a predicted model, not a curated record